This is a messenger RNA of Silurus meridionalis, 4395 nucleotides long. RefSeq names its product axin 2 (conductin, axil) (gene axin2). Bases 600 to 2966 code for a protein of 788 amino acids. The transcript has 11 exons. NCBI's taxonomy places the organism in Eukaryota, Metazoa, Chordata, Actinopteri, Siluriformes, Siluridae. The record is from RefSeq and is a predicted model, not a curated record. Gene Ontology annotation, biological process: negative regulation of canonical Wnt signaling pathway.
GUUGGCGCAAGAUCGCUUGCCUUUGAUAAGGUCCUUGCAACUUGGUAGCAACUUUUUGUUGUGCUCAAAGUUUCUAACGGCGAAGGAAACGCGAAAAUAAAAUUUCAACGAACCCUUUUCUUACGAGUUUAUGAGUUUUGCACCAAAUGCGUGCGUUUUCGCUUUUGUUCUGAAGCGUGUACUGUUUUUCCGCUUUCUCUGACUGCCGCGUUGCUUUUUAUGUACCUUUCGGGACCAGGCUGUCGGCUUCUUACUUUGAUGUCCGCACUUAAACCCUGAGCCCAGUACGUAUUGGAAUAGCCUACAGGAGAUGUGUGCUGUGCGGCAUGGCUGCGUGAAACUAUCGAGGGGGAAAAACGCGGGGGGAACCGCUGUGAACAUUUUUUACUUUCUGCGACUGUAACAAAAAAAAAAAAAAAAACACAAGAAAGGAGCACUCUAUUGGAUACUGUGGACUAUUUUUUGUGGAAAACGCUGGAGUUUGGGGGAAACAGAACUCAUGGGUCGAUGAAGCCGGACAGAGGUGCUCCCCCGCUAACUUCAAGCGAGAGUUUGAGGGAGAUUAGAGCUGAGCUCGGGAGCCAGAAAGCCGUGCAGCCAUGAACGGGGCGCUUUCGGAGCCCGUGGCCACGAGCUUCCGAGAAGAUGCUCCCCGUCCGCCCGUGCCGGGCCAAGAGGGCGAAGCCAAGUGCCGCAAGCUGCCGAGCAAAAUGAGCGCGCUGAGAGGGAAGGAGACGGUGCGAUCGACGCGCAGGGACGAGGAAGGCCUGGGGGAGCCCGAGGGCAGCGCCUCACCGGACUCCCCGCUCGCGCGCUGGACCAAGUCCCUGCACUCGCUGCUGGGCGACCAGGACGGCGCGCGCCUUUUCCGGGUGUUCCUGGAGCGCGAGCGCUGUGCCGACGCGCUCGACUUCUGGUUCGCGUGCAACGGCUUCCGCCAAAUGGACCUAAAGGACGGCAAGACGCUGCGCGUGGCAAAGGCCAUUUACAAGCGCUACGUGGAAGCCGACGGCGUGGUCGGUAGGCGCCUCAAGCCGGCCACUAAGACUUUUAUACGGGACAACGUAAAGCGACAGCAGAUCGAUUCCUCCAUGUUCGACCAGGCGCAGACCGAGAUCCAGACCAGCAUGGAGGAGAACGCGUACCAGACGUUCCUGCAAUCAGACAUAUACCUCGAGUACGUGCGCAGUGGCGGUGAAAACCCCACUCACACCAACCCCGGUGCGCUCGGGAGUCUAAAACUGGUCUGUGGCUACUUGCCCACUCUGAACGAAGAAGAGGAAUGGAGUUGUAACGACUUUAAAGCCAAAGCGCUGGCUGUGGUCGGACUGUCGGCGAAAGCCCUGCGCUCUGCUCCUGCUCUGAGGACUGUCGAAGUGCUGGACAAAAACUACAGGUCAUACAGGCGCUGCGAUCCUGCCAACCAUUUGUCUUCUGGCUGCAGUUUUGCCCCCACCACUAGUGCCAACGACAGCGAGAUCUCCAGUGACGCCAUGACAGAUGACUCCAUGUCAAUGACUGACAGCAGCGUUGAUGGGAUCCCACCAUACAAAAUGGGCAGCAAGAAGCAGCUUCAGAGAGAGAUGCAUCGGAACAUGAGAAUGAAUGGCCAGGUCUCAUUACCUGCCUUUCCUAGGCCAUGGCAGCCACCAAAGGACAUGACCCCGGUGGAGCCAGCAGUAUUCGCCGCUCAGCUCAUUGCCCGACUCGAACUAUUAAAACGAGAACAAGAGACUAUGAGCUCCCUGGAAGAGAGACUGCAGCAGAUCCAGGAGGAGGAGGAGCGUGAUGAGUCGGAACUCUCUUCUGCUUCACAGCGGCGUUCGAGCGAGGACGACCCGCAAGCCAUCUUAGAUGAGCACCUCUCCCGUGUUCUCAGGACACCUGGUUGUCAGUCUCCUGGAGUUGUGCGCCACUCCCCACGCUCUCACUCACCUGAUCCUCGGCCUGUGAACAGGCCUGUGGGUGGCACUGUGCCAAUGCCUGCCUACACAUCUGGAAGGACAUUUGUCUCCAAACACGUCCAUCACCACUACAUCCAUCACCAUGCAGUGCCCAAGAGCAAGGAACAGAUUGAAGUUGAGGCAGCACGGCGGGUACAGGGCACGUGUCCAGCCGUACCUGAGUGCUGCCCGUCACCAUACACGCGAAGCCGCAGCCUGGGCCCCGAGCAUGGAAACAACAUUGGGGAGGCGAACCAAGGCUGUUCAAGUGCUUUAACCAAGCGUAUCUGUAGGCCAGGUGAGCAGAUAAAUAGUGAGAUUGCAGAAGGUGGCACUCUGCAGCUGCCCACCAACAGCACUGACCGCUCACAGAACGUCUGGCAAUGGAUCCUGGAGAGCGAUCGCCAGGCCAAGCACAGGCCUCACAGCACUCAGAGCACAAGGAAGCUUUAUGGCUCCGAGUCGGCACGCACCCACACUUGGGGCGGUGCAGGCAUUUCUGGGCAUCUCCGCACCCACCAACCUGCUCAUCCAUUCAUCCAGGACCCAGCCAUGCCCCCUCUUCCGCCACCUAAUACCCUGGCACAGCUAGAGGAAGCAUGUCGACGUCUCGAAGAGGUUUCCAAACCCCUCAAACCGAGACAUUCAACGCCAGGCCUUCAAAGAGAAAAGAGCCAUGCAGCGCCUCUUCAACCCGGAGCUGCUUCUCUCCAGAGCCAAGCUCUUCAACCAGAGCACCCAAAAGAGCCAAAGAAGCCUCCUGGCAGCCAUGCCAAUGAAACUGUGGUCACAUACUUCUUCUGCGGUGAGGAGAUCCCCUACCGGCGCAUGAUGAAGACGCACAGCCUCACCCUAGGCCACUUCAAAGAGCAGCUCCGCAAGAAAGGCAACUACAGGUACUACUUCAAGAAAGCCAGCGACGAGUUCGAGUGCGGAGCCGUGUUUGAGGAAGUUUGGGACGACUGCAGCAUUCUUCCCAUGUAUGAGGGCAAAAUCCUGGGAAAAGUCGAACGAACGGACUAAAAUCAAAUCGGCAUCAUGUGAACAAUCCACUAAAAUGCCACUCGAGGCCAACAAGCGGAGAAAUGGACUUCAGCACAAAAAGACCUGUAUUUUCAAAGAUAAAGAAAUUUUAAUAUAUCCACAGAAACUCUUUUUCAUUUGUUUUGGCUCAUCAAGCUAUUGAAGGAAUACUAGCCAAUGAAGUAUACCAACUGGUGGAGGACUCCAGCAAAGCAGCCUGGGAGAUCAGGCACCUUAACUAUCAAUUGGAAUGGUCAAGAGACGCUAUGAGUAUACCACUGUUUGAAGAUGCGGGUGACUGUAUAUGUUUUUUUUUUUUUUUUUUUUCGAGGGAUUGCUACAGAGCCGGUGCAUCCCGCACCACGGACUGCUGACCAAGGUUUAGUUGUGUUAAUUGCAGGUGUUUAUAAGAGUGUGUGUGUGUGUGUGUGUGUGUGUGUGUGUGUGUGUGUGUGAAUGUGUGAAUGUCUAUAAAAAGAUAAGUGCACGUUAUAUUGUGCUUUUGUAACAACAAAAGAAUAUUAAUAUUUAUUUAACUGUCAUAUCCCUCCUGCCCCAUGUCCAGCUUAAUGGACAAGCUGCUUAGUUGAAUUGGGAGAUUUUGUUUUCCAAUGGAACACAUGCAUGGUCAUAAUGCUAGAGUCCCCCCUUAUAAAUAAACACUAGGAGUCUCGGAUGCUGUCCAAUGAGAUGACUUCCAUGCCGGGACCACCCAGUUUUCUAAACCGUCUCUGGUGAUUUCAUUUUUGCUCUGUUCAUCAUGCCUGCAGGGCCCUGUCCAUUUUGCAUCAUAGUGCCUUUGAUUUAAUGAGCCUAGGAAAUUGCACAGGAUCAAACCACCUUGGCAAGGAGCCUUGAAGAAGCAUAAUCGUAAAACAAAACAACCCAAAAACAACCCCAUGCAUCCUUGAUCUUAUUGAGCAGCAAUGCUGAAGUCUUAAUCCCACAAAAUCAAAAUCGUGGCCUUUCUUCAUUUCAGCACCAUUUAAACAGAACGAGCAGGACACUGAGAGGUUAAGUGUACCCGGCAUGGAAGUUCUCUCCAAAGUGGUGAGAUUAUACUAAGUUACAAAGAACUACAGAGCUCCUGAACAGGGUGUAGUUGUGCAUUGGCAUCAGCAGAGGAGUAUAGACUAAUGUCAGUGUGUUAGACUGCAGUACCUGUGCCUACAUGGAUACCAUGCCGUGUGCUGCCCUGCUUCAGGGUGUAAUAUUCCCUUGCUUUUCUAAAGGGGUUUAUGUUGCAAAGAUUUUUUUUUUUUAUGCUUUGGAUCUUGUUAUCUAUUCUGUUUUUUGUUUUUUUUUCUGUUCCACCUAAAUGUAAAUUAUGCAUUAUAUAGAGCAUCAUUUUAAAGAUGACUUGGUACUUUAAUUAUUGUAAUUACGAAGAGAUGUAGCCUUUAUUAAAUGUUUAUAUUUUUCAAAUGAA